UUAACAACACAGAUAGGGCUAGCUAAUUUGUCAUUUCAUCUAUUUCAGGGGAUAUUUUCAAAGAAAAAAAAAAUUCAAAUAUGUAAAAUUACCAUUUUGUCCCACUCCCUUUUUCCUUGGGUUGCCACCAUUAUAUGUAUGCAUCAGAUCUUUUCUUCCCUCCGCAGAGAUAACCAUGUAUCCUCUCAAACAAACUCAUGCAAGUACUUCCCUUCUCUCUUCUUCCUCAGCCUUCCAUGAAAAACUAGCUACACCAUGGAGUAAAUCAUGCCCACCGAGCACUAAUUACUUGCGACCAUCCUCCAAGAAAAGUACAAUCAUCAAAGCUUCACUGUCGCUGCCCCUCACCAACUCUUCCAACACUUUACCACUCACUCCUGAAACUGAAACUGCAAAGAAGGUACAGCAAAGAUCAGCUGCGAAUGCAUGCCCUCUUACUCCCAUGGAUUUCCUGGAAAGGGCUGCUGUUGUUUAUGGAGAUUGCCCGUCGAUUCUCUACAACGAGACUAGCCGUACGUGGGCCGAAACCCAUUCCAGGUGUGUGAAACUGGCUUCCUCCAUCGUCUCCCUUGGCAUCAAGAAGGGCGACGUGGUUUCCGUUGUGGCGCCGAAUGUUCCCGCCAUGUGCGAGCUUCAUUUUGCCGUGCCGAUGGCAGGAGCUAUCCUGAAUAAUAUCAAUCUCCGCCUGGAUGCCAACGCGAUCUCCAAUAUUCUCCAGCACGCCGGGUCCAAGCUCUUGUUCGUGGAUUUCCAGUCUGCGUCUGUGGUCGAGGAAGCGGUUUCCAUGUUCCCGUCGGGUUUAUCGCGCCCUGUUUUGGUCUUCAUCGAUGAUCAUUAUGAGAAUCAUGUCAAUGGUUCGUCUACCGUGAAGAUCAAUGGACAUCAUCGUCUUGAUUAUGAAGAAAUGGUGGGAAAUGGAGAUCCGGGGUUCAAAUGGUUCCGGCCUCACAGCGAGUGGGAACCGAUUACAUUGAAUUACACCUCCGGGACCACUUCUUCUCCCAAGGGAGUGGUUAGCUGCCACCGGGGAGCUUUCCUCAUAUCAGUAAACUCUUUGCUCGACUGGGCUGUUCCCAAGCAGCCAGUCUACUUGUGGACCCUGCCCAUGUUCCACGCUAACGGGUGGGGCUACGUGUGGGCCAUGGCGGCUGUUGGCGGGGCUAAUGUUUGCCUCCGCCGUGUCGAUGCACCUUCUAUCUACCAAGCAUUAGAGAGGUACAAAGUGACACACAUGUGUGGUGCACCGGUGGUGCUCAACAUGUUAACCAACCACCCCGGAAGAAAACCUCUGGAUUCUCCCGUCCACGUAAUGACUGCUGGGGCCCCACCUCCUGCUGCCGUGCUUGGCAGGGCGGAAUCGCUCGGGUUCAUAGUAAGUCACGGGUAUGGGUUGACGGAAACUGGCGGGCCGGUAGUGACCUGCGCGUGGAAGCAAGAAUGGAACAAUUUGGCAGGCCCGGAGAGAGCCCAGCUGAAGGCAAGACAAGGAGUGGGGAUGAUCGGGUGCCCGGAGGUCGACGUGGUGGAGCCUGAUUCCGGCGAGAGCGUGGCCAGAGAUGGUUGCACCAUGGGGGAGAUCGUGCUGAGAGGUGGCAGUGUAAUGCUUGGUUAUCUGAAAGAUCCAGAGGGAACAUCGAAAUGCAUGAGAGAAGACGGGUGGUUUUACACCGGAGAUGUCGGAGUGAUGCAUCCUGACGGGUACUUGGAAGUGAAGGAUAGAUCCAAGGAUGUGAUUAUUUGCGGCGGAGAGAAUUUGAGCAGUGUGGAGGUGGAGUCUGUUCUGUACAGCCACCCGGCGGUGAAUGAGGCAGCAGUGGUGGCACGGCCGGACAAGUAUUGGGGGGAAAUUCCGUGUGCGUUUGUGAGUUUGAAAGAGGAGGUGUUUGAGAAGCCGACGGAGAAAGAGGUAAGGGAGUUUUGCAAGGCGAGGCUGCCGCUGUACAUGGUGCCAAGAAUGGUGGUGUUCAAGGAGGAGCUUCCAAAGACAUCUACGGGCAAAAUCCAGAAGUUUUUGCUCAGAGAUAUGGCUAAACACUUGCAAAAAAGAAAAUUUUUGUCAGAAUUAAUAACCAAACAAGCGUGAUAAACUUGCUGUGUGCUUGGUUAUUUAUUCUGAAUUAUAUAUCAAUUAUAUGAUUGGUUCAAAUUUGACCGAGUUACGUCCGGACUAAAAUUUCCCAUAGUGGAAAAUCGUAAUAAAACGUUUAUGCCCAUCCUUGAUCACUAA
Sesamum indicum (sesame) is the source of this 2227-nucleotide messenger RNA. Its product is annotated as 2-methylpropanoate--CoA ligase CCL4. The record is from RefSeq and is a predicted model, not a curated record. Lineage: Eukaryota; Viridiplantae; Streptophyta; Magnoliopsida; Lamiales; Pedaliaceae.